Aspergillus udagawae is the source of this 639-nucleotide messenger RNA. RefSeq names its product VanZ family protein. The transcript is spliced from 2 exons. The record is from RefSeq and is a predicted model, not a curated record. The coding region runs from base 1 to 639 and encodes 212 amino acids. Lineage: Eukaryota; Fungi; Ascomycota; Eurotiomycetes; Eurotiales; Aspergillaceae.
AUGCGAAUCCGAUACCCCUUCGCAGGCGCCUUUCUCUUUCUCCUAAUCCUCGCAGCCUACAUCGGCUUGCUCCCUCACAGCACCUCUUCCUCAAUACCAUCAAACCUCCAACCAAACGACAAAUUCCUUCACGUCGUCACCUUCUUCUUCCUCUCCCUCGUCUUCUACUGGAUCCCGGAUACCACCCGCCGCCGCUCCCUGCAAUUGACCCUGCUCAUCUGCACGCUCGCCCUCGGCAUCGGCUCCGAGAUCGUCCAGGCCAUUCUCCCCAACGACCGCCCAUUCGACCCCUUCGACAUCCUCGCCAACCUCGUCGGCAGCCUCGGCGCCGUCGGCCUGUGCAGCUGGUACCACCGGCGGAUGCUGGAGCGGCGGCGCAAGGCGCGCUUCGGGGCGCUGGGCGACGAGCGCGAGGAUGACGUCGAGCUGGGCGGUGCUGGCGGUUCGGAGAGUGGCCUCGGGCCGCAGGAAUCGGGCGUGAUGACGCUGGAGCAGGAGGUCGACAAUUGGGAUGAGAAUGCGGUGGAUAACUGGGAUACCGAGGAGGGGGCGGAUGAGUAUUCUGCUACUACACCGGGGCGGGGUCCGGAGUCCAAGGUCUCGCCUGUUAAUGGCGAGGGUGCGAAACGGUCAGAUUGA